Anopheles coustani is the source of this 1849-nucleotide messenger RNA. RefSeq lists its product as uncharacterized. The transcript is spliced from 6 exons. Bases 133 to 1527 code for a protein of 464 amino acids. The record is from RefSeq and is a predicted model, not a curated record. NCBI's taxonomy places the organism in Eukaryota, Metazoa, Arthropoda, Insecta, Diptera, Culicidae.
UUAGGGUGGAUGUUUUAAUAGCGAAAAUUGAUUAAACAACGAAAAGGUUAUUACAAUCGUGCCGUGUGAGUGUUCUGAACGAAGUUCCUACAACCAAACGAAGCCGACCGGGGCAACCGGGAUCCACACAAGAUGGGCUUUAACUGUACGCUGUGUGGGCUCGGUCCACGGAUGACCGUGUUCGUAAUAGGGACCAUUACGCUGGUAUUCUCGGUGCUAAUGGCAGGAUUAGCAACGACUGCAAUAGUGACGUACAACUGCGAAAUCGACAUGACGCAGUCCAAAGAAACAUACGGCCUAUACCUAUACUACUUCCGAUCGAAAGAGUGUGGCCCGAUCAAUCUCCGGUACUUGGGGAUUAAUAUAAACCAAACGAUAAACUUGGGCGAACCAGACGUUACUUCAGCGGUGGAACGGACCUACGUGUUUGCCAUUGUCGCGGCGGCUCUGCACGGUGCCCUCGCUGUAACGACCGUUUUACUAUUUGGCACAAUGUGUGUCUCGUGUUUGGGACGAGGCUGUGUGGUGAUGGGAUUUUAUCCCUGGAUUCUGGCCAUGUUUCUCGUGCUGGCGCUCGAUGUCGUCGGCUUUGUGGUGUAUUUGAUCGAUUUCAUCAACGUCAUGGAUGUGGAAGGCGUAAUUGAGCUUCUAGAAUUUAACAAUACACCCCUAGUACGCGCAGCACUUGAAAGUAUAGACGACAUCUACCUGGUAGCACCAUCGCUCUUCAUGUGGCUCGCGUUCAGCAAGGGGGUGCUGUUUUGGUUUAUGUUUGUAAUCUUCCUGGCGGUGGUCCUAAGCCUCGCGAUGCAACUAUGGAAGGAAAAUAAACCGGCACCGGCAUACAGCAGCCAGACGAUGCAGCCACGUCAGGUGCUGCAUGCGACGAGUCCACCAGAAGAUCAUGGAGAACCUCAUCCGAACGCCUCGCGCUAUUUCGACCAAGCACCACAACAACAGAUGCAACCAUUCCCGAACGCCCCACCGCACCAGCAGCACCAGCAAAGGAUCUAUCCGGCCAUACCCCCACCGCAUCAACUACACCUACCCCACUCCGAGGCAAACGUGCGGCGUACGGUCGAGCCGUUGAACGAUGCCCGAGAUGAUGGCGAGCGAGAAGCCAGUCCACCGUAUCAGCCUCCGAGUGACCAGUUGGAUCCCCCGAACGCCGUCCCACUACACGUGAAGCAAAAGGUGGAUCCAUACACCGACAAGCGCUUCUCGUAUCUGCCCGGCCAACCGGCACCAUUCUCCUACCUUGCCGGUCCUCCACCCGGAAACAGCCCGCGGAGCUCAGUGAACGCACCACCGGAAGUGCGCAACCAGCUACCGUGGUCAUACUUCCCCGCUGCCGACGAGAUGAAGAAUGCCAACAAGCGACUAACGUCCACCUUGACGGAGGAGAAGGAGUUCGGUGCCGAGGAAAAGCAUUCACUGACGACGGGCAAGAUGUCCGGAUUCCCGGACGAUCGGUCCAGUGUCACCACGGACGAAGGAAAAUGGAGCGGCCCGGAGUAUAAAUACUAGUCAAACUAGUGAGCGACCACUCACAAAAAACCAACAGAGGCUUGUGUUGUAAAUAGUACUUAAUUUUAUCAUUUCCUUCCACUCUCGACGACACUCGGGUGCACGACAGACCGGAGCUGAAUCGCACUGCACCGAAGAAGCGCAUACAAAGUUUUUUAAUAUUAUUGCAAAUAUAUAUACGUCCUGUGAAUGUAUGCUUCGUGCUGAAUCAUUCCAGUAUUCCGGAAGCCUACAAGAGCACGAAAAUGUAUGGGUGUUGUGUGAAGUGAAACUUAUCGAAACAAAAAUAAAAAAAAAUAACCCGUAAACAUCGAAAGUAUCG